AUCAAUAAUCAAAAGGAGACGUGUCAAAAAAUGUGUUAAAGUGCCGGGCUAAAAACCAAAAAUUCAAAUUAAAUGAAAAUGUCUUCAAAACUAUUAUUAAUUUGUUUACUUGUGGCCGCAUUAGCCUCACUUUCAGAGGCAAGCAUCGGAGGCUACAUUUGCCCGUAUUCGAGCAAAAAGUUUCUGGAUAUUGCCAGCAAAGCCCUAAAGGCAGAUACCCAAGACAUUUCCAGCCUUUAUCAUGCGGCAAACAGCUUCAAAAUCCUCAACGAAGCUGUGCCAGCUAAUCUUAAACCGGUUGCUUGCCAGACUGUGAAGAAGCUGUUCAAUGUUGAAACUUUGGAAAUUGAUAAUUUGUUUUAUGGAGUUGAGAGUUUUAAGUUGCUGGGGUGCGAUGGGAAGUUGUCUACUGAAGGAGUUGUGAAGAAAGUCCAAGAUAUUCUUCAGAAUGAAAAAUCUUCAGUAGCCAGCUUACAUUACGCUAGCAAAACCCAGACUUUUCUAGGCCAACAAAUUUCGAAUCAGGCAAAAUUGGCUCAACUAGUCCAAGCUCAACUGAAAACUGACGACAGCCUUUUGAGUUUGGGACAUGCCUUACAUUUAGCUGCAUCACUUGGCCAAUCAGGCAAAUUUAUAACUGAAAGAAUUGAAGACAUUGUGGUCCAAGCUGAUGAAGUCGAUGGUAAACUGUUACAGUGGGAAGGUGGCCUUAGCACCACUUCUCUUAUAAUAACCGGCCUACUACAGUUUCCAGCUUCCAGCCCUCUAAACCAACCCCAAGCUGAUAAAUUAGCCAACUAUUUACUAUCCAGAUUGACUGUGCAAACUCCUAAAGGAAUUUCGGCUCUUUUGGAAGCAGCUCAGGCUUUGGCUACAAGCAAAGUGUCUCCGGUAUCGAUUUCAGUAACUGGACAAAAUUCUGUUACAUUGGAUAAUCCGAAUUUGAAGAUUCAAGUGUCUGAUAUUUUUGGAAAACCUUUGAAAACUGCUCUGAGUCCAGUGGUAGCUCAAUCUGCCACUAGAAUUGCUGACGAUGUUGUGGUUUUAGCUAAACAACCUUUGAAUGUUGGUGCUAAGGAAACUGAAUUUGUUUUACCAUUGAAGCUUGAACCCGGUUACUACAAAAUCCUCUUAAACGCCGGUCCACAUUCCACCACCUUAACAGCUAGGGUUUUAGGACCAGUCCAAGUCAAAACCUUUGAAAUUGGUCUUUCAGACGCAGACCAAAGUUCAGCCCCUAAACUGGAAAAACUGACCCACCCAAACAAACUAAACAAAAAACUGCAAGGAGAUUCAGGCCAAAACCUACUAGUAAAAUUCACUUUGUCUAGGCAAGUGCAUCAAGCCUUCCUGCGCCUGUCUUCAGGUAAAAAAGAAAUCAUUUUCGUUGCCGGCCACGAAUCCAACAGCCAAUACAAAGUCGAAGCAGACUUGGGACAAGAAUUACCAAUUUCUGAUAGUUUCAAUAUUGAAUUGAUUAUUGGAGAUUCAAUAAUCACUAAUCCAUUCAGAUGGCAAGUGGGCGAAAUUGAAAUUAAAAUCACCAACGCACCAACAGUAGCUUCACUGAAAACUUUAAGAGGCCCCAAGCCAGAAAUUGAACACAUGUUUAGAAAACCAGAAAAGAGGCCCGCAAAAGCCGUUAGUUUGUUGUUCACAGGUUUAACUGCGGCCCCUUUUUUGAUUCUUUUAAUCUUGUGGAGUAGAAUUGGAGUGAAUUUGAGUAAUUUUUCCAUGCGGGCAGUACCGUUUCAUUUGGGUUUUGGAGCUAUUUUGGGGCUUUUUACUUGUUUUUGGUUGAAACUUGAUAUGUUUGUUACAUGCGCUUGGCUUAUUCCAGUGGGUGGAUUUACGUUUUUUACCGGCCACAGGCUGUUGAGUCAUAUGGCUAGGAGCAAGAAACCAGAAAAGGCUGAUAAGUAAUUGUGUAAUUAUUAUUUUUUGUUUGCUGUCUAUUUUUUUUUAAAAAUAAAUAAGCCCUAUAGAAACAAGUUCAAUCAGUAAGAUUUAUUGAUUUCACACAUUUUUAAUAUAAAAUAGGGUAUUGAUGUAACUUAAAAUUAAAUUUUUAUUUCUAAAAUUACAAUGCUAGUUUGUUUCUCCUUCUUCGUCGUCGUCUUCAGUACCUUUUAUGAAGAGAAUGUUGUUGCAUCUGAUUAGGACUUCCCCUAGAUU
Molecule: messenger RNA, 2175 nt
Organism: Ceutorhynchus assimilis (cabbage seed weevil)
Lineage: Eukaryota; Metazoa; Arthropoda; Insecta; Coleoptera; Curculionidae
Source: the annotation of a GenBank genome assembly